Molecule: messenger RNA, 1827 nt
Organism: Homarus americanus (American lobster)
Lineage: Eukaryota; Metazoa; Arthropoda; Malacostraca; Decapoda; Nephropidae
Exons: 2
Coding region: 310-1827 (505 amino acids)
Source: RefSeq, a predicted model, not a curated record
UGGGUCCAUAACAACCAAGACCACUGCAUUGUAUCUCCGGUACUGAAGUUUCCUAGUUCUGCGCAGAUUCAUUAAAAGACAAGUGACUGCUUAGAAAUAUACAUUUGAAAUUGGUGAUUCACAGAAACAUCUAAAAAAAACGUGAUAUAUUAAAUAAAAUGAAACUGGUGGCAUAUACAUAAGCUUAAACAUCAGUAACUCGCUUGAGGCUACGGACACUUGAUAAACAAGGAGGGAACACCAGAAUGGAAAAACCUUCUUCCAUCAACUGGUCCAGGAGGGGGUGGCCUGGUGUGCCUCAGAUCACCCAUGGCCACGGUGGAUGGUGGCCCAUAUCUAAGUGUGGCCAUGAUGGAUGGUGCACCACAUCUAAGUGUGGCUAUGGUGGAUGGUGGACCACACCUGACUAUGGCCAUGGUGGAUGGUGGACCACACUUGGUUCUGGCUAUAUUGGUUGGUGGACCACACCUGAAUGUGGUCAAAAUGGAUGGUGGGCCACACCUGACUAUGGCCAAGGUGGUUGGUGGACCACAUCUGACUGUGGCCAUAGUGGAUGGUGGAUCACAUAUGACUGUGGCCAUGAUGAAUGGUGGACCACACUUGGUUCUGGCUAUAUUGGUUGGUGGACCACACCUGAAUGUGGUCAAAAUGGAUGGUGGGCCACACCUGACUAUGGCCAAGGUGGUUGGUGGACCACAUCUGACUGUGGCCAUAGUGGAUGGUGGAUCACAUAUGACUGUGGCCAUGAUGAAUGGUGGACCACACUUGGUUCUGGCUAUAUUGGUUGGUGGACCACACCUGAAUGUGGUCAAAAUGGAUGGUGGGCCACACCUGACUAUGGCCAAGGUGGUUGGUGGACCACAUCUGACUGUGGCCAUAGUGGAUGGUGGACCACUUCUGACUAUGGCCAUGGUGGAUGGUGGACCACAUCUGACUGUGGCCACGAUGGAUGGUGGACCACAUCUGACUGUGGCCAUAGUGGAUGGUGGACCACAUAUGACUGUGGCCAUGAUGGAUGGUGGACCACAUCUGACUCUGGCCAUUGUGGAUGGUGGACCACAUAUGACUGUGGCCAUGAUGGAUGGUGGACCACACCUGACUCUGGCCAAAAUGGAUGGUGGACCACUUCUGACUAUGGCCAUGGUGAAUGGUGGACCACAUCUGACUGGCCACGAUGGAUGGUGGACAUCUGACUGUGGCCAUAGUGGAUGGUGGACCACAUAUGACUGUGGCCAUGAUGGAUGGUGGACCACAUCUGACUCUGGCCAUUGUGGAUGGUGGACCACAUAUGACUGUGGCCAUGAUGGAUGGUGGACCACACCUGACUCUGGCCAAAAUGGAUGGUGGACCACAUCUGACUGUGGCCAUGGUGGAUGGUGGACCACAUCUGACUGUGGCCACGAUGGAUGGUGGACCACAUCUGACUGUGGCCAUGGUGGAUGGUGGACCACAUCUGACUGUGGCCACGAUGGAUGGUGGACCACAUCUGACUGUGGCCAUGGUGGAUGGUGGACCACAUCUGACUGUGGCCACGAUGGAUGGUGGACCACACUUGGCUGUGACCAUAUUGGAUGGUGGACCACAUCUGACUGUGGCCACGAUGGAUGGUGGACCACAUCUGACUGUGGCCAUGGUGGAUGGUGGACCACAUAUGACUGUGGCCACGAUGGAUGGUGGACCACAUCUGACUGUGGCCAUGGUGGAUGGUGGACCACAUCUGACUGUGGCCACGAUGGAUGGUGGACCACAUCUGACUGUGGCCAUGGUGGAUGGUGGACCACAUCUGACUGUGGCCACGAUGGAUGGUGGAUGGUGGACCACAUCUGA